Molecule: messenger RNA, 515 nt
Organism: Neohortaea acidophila
Lineage: Eukaryota; Fungi; Ascomycota; Dothideomycetes; Mycosphaerellales; Teratosphaeriaceae
Exons: 3
Coding region: 32-442 (136 amino acids)
Cellular component (GO): cytosol
Source: RefSeq, a predicted model, not a curated record
ACCAACUUCUCCCGCACUCUCCCACGAAUAUAUGAGUGCUCACGAUUAUUCCCAACCAGCGGUUGACCUCAGUCCAUUCUCUCCCAAAAUGCCCGACGACGAUCCUACAAAGCUCCCCACUCCCUCGGCGUGUACCGCUGACUUCUGCCUCAUUCCCAUUGGCACGCCGACGGCCUCGGUCUCGAAAGAGGUCGCCGCAGUGCAGCGCCUGCUCCAGAAGUCGGGAGUGAUAUACCACAUGCACUCUGCGGGCACAACGCUGGAGGGUUCGUGGUCACAGGUCAUGGAGAUUAUUGGUCAAUGUCAUAGCUUAUUGCACGCGAACGGAGUUGUCCGGAUCCAGAGCGAUAUCCGUGUUGGCUCGCGGACAGACAAGCGUCAGACGGCGGAGGACAAAGUAAAGGCUGUGGAACGCUUACUCCAGGGGGAUGAGGCUGCGUAAGGGACGUUUGGAAGUCGAUUUGUGCGCAUAAGCAUGCGCCAAGGGAGUUGAGAUUGUGGAGUGAGGUAUCAAC